AUGUUGCGAUUUAGAUUUGUCCGGUUUUUUGCCGACCCAUUUGGUACACCUGGCAACAUUGAGCAGACGUCGAAUACAUAUGUCAUGCCGGACGUAGAUGGCAGUAGCCUUGAUUUGAGCGAGGAUCACAAACGAUCCUGGAUCCAUGUUUUCACAAGAUGUCUACAAAUUAUGCUCGGAGUAAUUAUUUUUAUUCGAAUACAAUGGAUUACAGAGGAAGUGGGGCUAGGCAUGACAAUAGGGUUUAUACUUCUGGCGGCUUUGGUUUCAGUUUCAACAACCAUAACGAUAGCUGCAUUUUGUACAGAUCAAAGAGAUGGCUUUUUUGCCACAAUAUCGACAUACUGUAGUCCAGCCGUGUCCGCUGGACUUACAGUAGUCUACGUUGCGAGCAAUGUAAUUGCCUAUGCCUGUUUUGCGGUAGCUUUUGCUGAAACAAUGGUGUACUUUCUAAGAAAUUCUGGAUUUUAUAUGAUCGAUGGCUCAACAAACGAUAUGCGGAUAUUUUCGUCACUUUAUUGCAUCGCUGUGCUAGUGGUAGCCAUCAUACAUUCCAUGGAAAAUUUCCGAUUCCGUCUAAUUGUUCUUCUAAUGGUGGGAGUAGCUGUUCUGAUGCAAACAAUAGGUUUAAUGGUCCCCUCGUUGAUCCGAGAGAGAAGAUACAACGCAACAAGUGCUGUCUCUGAUUAUAACCCUUAUGGUAAGAACGCCAUGGGUUUCAUCGUUUACUUCCCAGCCGUGACCUGCAUUUUUGGUGGACUAGCUUUGGGUGGAAAUUUCACGAACAAAAAGAGGGACUUUUUUCGCGGAACAUGUCUAGCCCUACUCGUCGCAUCGUUGAUCUAUAUUCUGACAGCUGCUCUAGAAGCACAUUUCAUCGCUACUAGCCCACUUGUACUGACAGCAGCAACCACCCAAGUGAAGGAGAAAUCUGUGACUGUUCUGAAAUCACUUCCUGUCACUCUAAUUGCGUUAAUUUCAAUGUUCUAUUGUGGUUACACUGCCAUGAUUACGGCAGGCAGAACUGCCCAGGACAUGGGUAAAUGCGAAGGAUUGGCACCUGAGUGCGAGAAACUAACCAGACCAUAUGGGAAUGAUGGAAGUCCUCGCAAAGCAUAUGUUGUGUUUAGCAUAAUAGCUUUGCUAAUAAGCAUGCUCGCCGAUUUUAAUCGAGUUGCCAGUAUAAUGACGAUCUAUUACUUGAGUACUUACUGUCUACUUAACUACGUUGCUUUCAUGGCUUCCCUAACAGCCGAAAAACCAACAUUCCGCUACUUCAACCGAUGGAUAGCGUUACUGACCUCGCUUUUAUGUAUUCACUUGGUAUUGGCUGUUAGCUGGGAGCUCACAAAUGCCGCUAUUUUGACUUUUCUGAAGUUCUACAUAUUCACAAAGUGGAAGCAAUCGAGAGAAAAGGGAGAGGAAAAGGUAGCUGGCUCUUCUUACGUUACGGCUCUCGAUAGUUUGCGGCAUAUGACAAAGGAGAUGGAUCCUAUAUAUAAACCACAGGUACCUUAUUGUGAAGUAGUGAAAGUUCAACGAACGAGGCGCUUACGUCUGUCUUUGAGUAGGAACAUCAAGAAAAUUGCAGUGCUCACUACUUCCGAAGGAUGUGAUCUUGCUACUUUAAACACUGUGAUGUAUAUUUACGAUAUGGCUGAAUGUCCUAUGACUAGGAUGAAUGGAGAGGCUAUUGACAAUCUCUCGAUUGAUGCACACCCUGUUGAACAAGCUCUUGUAAUCAAAUACCACGUUGACGAUAGUAGAUCCCGACGAUCUUCCGAAUGUCAGAAGCUGAUAAACCUCAAAGAUCUCAAUGAGGAUGUGGAUAUUCGAUUGCUCACCAAUGUUGUGAUGGAAAAAUGCGCUCUUAUACCGGAAUCCAUGCGAGAAGAAGUGGAGCAGGUUUUAUACUAUCUACAAAAGAGAGCUACGGAUCGCUCUAGACGUUCGCGUAGCGCAUCGUCAGUCGGCUCACAGGAGUCAAACGCUGCUUCCCUUCCUAUACGAGCUGAAAUGGACCAAGUGGAUAAUUACAUCGAACUAUUUUACGAGGAGACGCCGGAGAAGAAUCGUGGUGCUCUUUGCAUCUUGGAACUGACUAAAACCACUGCUAAUCUGGAAGUUCUCAUAGAGAAUGAGACUCUAAUUGGAGCUUUGGCGCGUGUAUUCCGUGAAGACUGGAAGAAGAAUUUUGAUCUAGCUACCACCAUAGCUCGCAUUUUCGUGCAGUUCUCCUUUUACAAUCAAUUCCAAGCAGUUCUUUCGCAUCACAAGAUUGGAGCACUCUGCAUGAAUGCCAUGGAAUACGAGCUGAAGCGUGCUGACGUGUGGGCUGCAGAGGCUCAAAAUUCAGACGAGAAAACUGCUCGAAAGUGCCGGUUGGCUAUACGCAAGCAACAGGCUUUGCUAGCGGCAUGCAUAUCGCUUCUCACGAAUCUGGCUCAUGACAUCAGUGUGGAGUUAAAAAUGGUGCGACGUGAUAUUGUGCCAAUGCUCAUGAAGUGCUUGACUUUUCGUGACUCAGCGGAAUUGACCUUGGCCACUGUGCAGUUUCUCCUCAAGCUCAGCAUGUUCGAAGAGAACAAAACGGCUCUGGAACAAGGCGAUAUAGUAAGCAGAUUGUUGCAACUCUUCCCUAUUGGUGAUGUAGAGUUACGAAAAUCUACUAUACGUCUACUGUUCAACUUGUCGUUUGAUCCUAAAGCUCGUGCAAAGAUGGUUGCUGAGGGUUUGGUCGCACAUGUGGCUCCGCUUAUUGAAAACGAUGCUAAAGCAUUGAAUCUCCUUUACCAGCUGAGUAUAAAUGACGAUGCGAAGGCUAUGUUGACUUUCACCGAUGCCAUGCAACUGCUGAUGCGUGAUUUGCUUACUGGCAAUGGUAGUGAAGUGACAAAAGCUGUAUUGCUGAAUGCUUGUGCUGAAAAGAGGAAUGCGCAGCUGGUUUGCGGUCCAGACGGCCAAGGGCUCAAUCUUCUCUUGGAUGCAGCGCUAGAUGGUCGCGAUUUGAUGGUAGCCAAGAUUGUUCGCAGCAUCGCAUGUCACGAGGGACCAACACAAGAUAUGUUUGUGAGUGUAAUGCCUCGCCUUUUGGAGGCGGGCAUGAAAAAUUCAAUCAUGCCCGAGGACGAGAACGCAGCGUUGGGACUCGAAUUCAUUGCUACUGCAGCCGUUAUUAGAGUGGCCAAUUGGAGCAAUCUCUGCACAUCCCACGACCUUGUGAUGGAUGGGGGAACGACUAAAGACGCCCGCUGGUCAGAUCGAGCCGUUGCAACUCCAGGUUGUUAUAAUCUUCUCCAUUCUAUGCAAGAAGACGAUGAGUUUGUGGUGCAGUUGUUAUACUUGUUCCUGCAGCUGUUACGGCAUAGGGAAUUGGCAAAUCGCUUGAUGGGAGCUGAUUCAGCGUUGGGAGCCUACGUACUCGAUCUAAUGCACGAUAAGAAUCCAGCAAUACGAGAAAUGUGCGACAAUGCUCUUGUGAUUAUAGGAGAGCAUUCCCAAGAAUGGGCUCGUCGGAUCGCUGGCGAAAGAUUCCGUUGGCACAAUGCGCAGUGGUUGGAUACUAUCGAAGGCGGUAUCGCUUGCGAUGAAGGUGCAGUGAUGGAUGAUGAUUAUGUGCCUGGCAUGUUGUUCGAUGACCAAUUCGAUGAUGGCUUUGAUCUCAAUGUUGAUGAACCACUAUUUUGACUUAUUAUGUGCUUUCACUGAUUGUUUUUGCAAGUGAAUAGGUGUGCUUUGUUCAUUCAGUAGCUUGGCGGAGCCCCCUUUUUCUUUUUUGGAGUGGGUUAGUGACCAGUAUCGAAUUAAGGACAUGCGCCAAAAUCAUUGAACUGAUAUUUAUCGUCCUAAUCGUUGCGCAGUCUGCUUCGAAUUAUCCCUUUGAUAGAUGACACUUAUUCGAUUGCGUCAGCAUGCGCGCAAGAGUCAAAAUGUUGAGUCUUAUUGUCCUACUUUCCACGUCUCUAUGUAAUUAUUCAUUUCUCGAUUGUGGACUAGUCAUACCUGCCUUUCAAGAUGUGUUAACUGUUUGCAUAAUGAUAUCUGCACGAGUUAGAAGCUGAUCUCAAUGAAUCGUUUUGGAAC
Messenger RNA from Cylicocyclus nassatus, 4083 nucleotides. Lineage: Eukaryota; Metazoa; Nematoda; Chromadorea; Rhabditida; Strongylidae. The record is from the annotation of a GenBank genome assembly.